AUGCGCAGUUUUGCUUCUAAAUUGCUGAAGGCUUUGAUUCCCGCAUUUGAUCCGCGUCCUGGUCGCACGAAUGUCAACCAGACCCAAGAUGUAGAACUUCCUGCGGUGGUUCCUGAUCCAGCACAAUCGAAGCCUGCGACUGUAAGUGUGGGUGCAAUUACUCGUUUGACAUUUUUCCCAUGUAAAUUUCAGUUUAAAAUAGGUCAAUUGAACUUGGCUAUUAGGCUUAUUCAUCUCCGCGCAAAUGUUACCUUAGAAAUGGCUGCUGACGAUCACAGCCUGUUCUAUUAUGUUCAGUCUCUUGUCGGAGCAAUUGACUGGGGGACGGUAAGUCAAGCUGUUUUUAUUUGUUUACAUCUGAAUCAGCUGUUUGAAGAAAUGCGAGCGCAGCCGUCGUGUAUGGGAACCAACAUACACUUUGAUUUACGAGGAUGCAUCCCUACCGUACUCAUUGGUUUGCUUUCACGUAUUGGAGAAAGAUUCCCUGAUGCUCAAUUGUCUCCACAGGUCUUCAUCAGUGAUAAGCUUACCCAGAAGCUUACACAGGUUUGGUUUUUUGAUAAUAUCGGAAUUCUUUCCGAUGCUUUGGUAGUUGCAGCUAGAGCGAUGCCAGAUUGGUGUGAACGCCUCAUCUACACAUAUCCAUGUCUCUUUUCGGCAGAAACCAAGAACAUGUACAUGCAAGCCACUGCAUUUGGGGUGUCGCGCACAAUUGUAUGGCUGCAAUCUCGCCGCGAUGCUGCUCUUGACAGAGCCCGUGGUGCCGCUCAAAGCGCUACUAGCAGUGCUAGCAGGCCGCACGAUCGUUACCAAGAAUAUCGCGUUGGUCGCUUAAAGCAUGAGCGGAUAAAGGUGACUCGCUCCGAAGAACAUCUUCUUGAGCAAGCAAUUCGUGUUAUGAAAUUCCAUGCUGAUCGCAAGGCAGUUCUAGAGAUCGAGUACGUUGGCGAAGAAGGAACUGGUUUGGGACCAACCCUGGAGUUUUAUGCCUUGGUAAUCUUUCUCGUUGUUUCUCUACAUCAUGAUACUAUUUUGAACACGCUAUUAAUUUGUAGCUUCUAUGUCCGUCGUGCUGGCGGUCUUUUCCCUGCUCCUCUCCCACCUCAUACUGAUGAAGUGCGUAGAGCUUCAGAGAUGUUCCGAGUUCUUGGCAUAUUCAUGGCUAAAGUGAGUUCUUUUGAUUAUCUAUAUCUAACCUCAAGUAUAUUAGGUUCUUUUGUAGGUGAACCAUCUUUGGACCGCAUUCUGUCUUUGGAUGAUUUUGAGGAAGUUCAUCCGGUAAAAGGUUGGCUCAUUGUAGAUCUUUUGCAAUCUCGUGGUUUCCUCAAAGAACUGCGAGCACUAGCACAAAGAAAGCGUGCCAUCGAGAAUGAACCAAUGUUGGAUCGGGAAGCGAAGAGGCGAAAAAUUGAUGAGCUGAAAUUAUGCAUUCAUGGGACGCGCUGCCGCUUAGUCGAAGGAGGAGCAGACAUGGACGUUACAAUGGACAACGUUGAGCUCUAUGUUCAAAAAUGUGCUGACUUCUAUUUGAAUACGGGAAUAGUAAAUCAGGUAUGUUGUCAUGCUUGA
Molecule: messenger RNA, 1569 nt
Organism: Strongylus vulgaris
Lineage: Eukaryota; Metazoa; Nematoda; Chromadorea; Rhabditida; Strongylidae
Source: the annotation of a GenBank genome assembly